This is a messenger RNA of Gallus gallus (chicken), 766 nucleotides long. RefSeq names its product zinc finger CCCH domain-containing protein 11A-like. The transcript is spliced from 4 exons. Lineage: Eukaryota; Metazoa; Chordata; Aves; Galliformes; Phasianidae. Bases 233 to 766 code for a protein of 177 amino acids. The record is from RefSeq and is a predicted model, not a curated record.
UUUUCCCUUAGUGAUAGUUAGUGUCUCAGCACUCUGAUAUCCCCUCUCUGGCACGAUCUGGAACCUCUCUGCAAGCCUUGGCUGCCCGUUCCCACCACCGUUUCUUCCUUUCUCUCUUCAGAAGCGGCGCGGCGCGGUUCCCCGCGGUUGGGAGCAGCAGCCAGCAGGCUGCCAGAGAUCCGACCGCGCCUUCCAGCGCACAGAGGGACGCAACAGGGACGGACGGUCCUUCAUGCCAUACAGAAGGACGGAGCCUGCGCGUCCAUGGAGUGGUGCUGGGCAAGGCUGGAAACGCAAAGCCUCCGCAGAAGCUGAUGCGAGCGGCCUUCCAGCAAAGCGCAGCCUUGCAGAAAGGCAAGGCAGAAGCGCCCAGUGUGGCACAGCACCAAAGAGAGAGAUUGGUGCUGAGCCAAAUGACAAAAUCUAUGUCAAAGUGGUCCAGCAGGUCCAUACUGAGAGAGCAUGUCAAAGAGCAGCAGCUCAGGCUCCACACCAGGCUGGAGGUCCUCUUAGAAGAGCAGGUCCCAGCACAGGGGGAAGACCUUCCCCUGCCGUGUGCCCCCGCUCUGUCUCCAACACCCUGGCUGGAUGUAAACGCAAGGCCUUGGAGGAAGGGAAACCAACAGCAGCUCAGCAGCCUUCCAAUAAGAGAGUGAGGGGGCCGAGUGGAGACGGCGUGCCGGCUCCAGCAGCACACCCUGGGCCUGCUGCUGCUCGGAGCUCCAAGCAAAGAGGUGAGAAGGUGCUGUGGUACCCGCCGUGCUGA